AUGGCUGCUGUGAACCUCAUGCGCCGCUUCGCAUAUCAGGCGAUAAUCACUCUUUCAAACGAUUUGGUCGCGGCAUUUACACCAGUGCAUGCUCCUCGAGUGAGUUUCGAUUAUGCUAGAAUUAGGACGGCUUCUGACUUGCUACUAGAAGCGGAUAAUUAUGUCAAAAACUUAGCGUCGCCUUCGUGCUCUGCGUUGUUGCUGAACCGCGUAGCAUUGGGCCGGCCGGGAAGGAUGGUUCACAAUUUCACCAACCUCACGGCGCCACCUCCCGGGUACGACUCAGUUGCCGGAGAGCCUGGAUUUGACCUCAAUUAUGAGGAAUGCGUUGUGUACAAUGACGACGCCAUCCGCCCCAAUUAUCUCAUCGUCUACACGACCCCAGAGGGCAAAUCCGAUAAAUACCCUGAUGAAGAACGGGACGAUGUCAUAAAUCAGCUAUCCUCCAAUCAAUGGGCAUUCACGGGCUUUGCAGAUGAGUAUGCGUUCCUACGAGAAAUGCAUAGGGCCUACACUUCUCUCGCGCUCGGGUUUCGACAAAGUCCCCAUUUCAAUUGA
Messenger RNA from Fibroporia radiculosa, 558 nucleotides. RefSeq lists its product as uncharacterized. Bases 1 to 558 code for a protein of 185 amino acids. The record is from RefSeq and is a predicted model, not a curated record. NCBI's taxonomy places the organism in Eukaryota, Fungi, Basidiomycota, Agaricomycetes, Polyporales, Fibroporiaceae. The transcript is spliced from 2 exons.